Molecule: messenger RNA, 459 nt
Organism: Tremella mesenterica DSM 1558
Lineage: Eukaryota; Fungi; Basidiomycota; Tremellomycetes; Tremellales; Tremellaceae
Exons: 5
Coding region: 1-459 (152 amino acids)
Source: RefSeq, a predicted model, not a curated record
AUGGGUAAACCAGAUAGAACAGUUGGUUUGCCUUAUCAUCUGUUGUACCCAAUAAUAUCAUGCGUAUUAUUAGGUAUUGCUGCGUUUUCCAGUGCGAGUACAAUUUGGUAUGUUAGCGCUACUACACCUACUGAGACUAUCCGUUUCGGUUCCACCAAUUACUGCGGAUACAACGUCUCAAACUUUGUCAUCACAGCUGAUUUAGGUUGUAUAAGUCGUGGAUAUCAAUGGCAAAUUCCUGAAAAUUACUUUGGAUUCAUCCUUCCUGAUGAUAUAAAUUACAACGUUGGUCGAGUUGCCGUUACUUCAGUUGUAGCCUUCUCCUUCGUACUCGCCUCUGGAGCAUGGCACGCAUAUACCAUCCGGUAUAGUUUUCGACUUAGCCCCGCUCCUAACAAUGACAAAUUAUGGAGUUCAGUACAGAUCCAUAUGGUUUCCGUGGCUAUCGUGUUCCUGUAA